GCCGGAGCGGGGGCGGACGCCGGCUUCUCGGCCCUUCCAGCCGGGAACAGCCGGCCUGGGUGGCCCGGGCUGGAGCCUGGCGAGCGGCUGCGUCCUGGCAGCCUGUCCUCAGCCCGACCUGACCUGGCGGCCGGAGGCGGGGCCGAAAGGAUCCCUGCUGGGCGGCCGCCACCCAGACUAGGGGCAGGGCCGGGCGCGGUUUUCAGCGGGUCGCAGGACACGUGAUUAAUACUUGGGGACCGCUGCAAACCCUCAUCCACCUUAUAGACUGUUCGGUGCACGUGGGAUUAGAGGCGCCCGGUGUCCGCCACCAUGGCCAUGAACCUUCUGGAGGACUGGUGCCGGGGGAUGGAAGUGGACAUCCACAGGUCCCUGUUGGUCACAGGCAUCCCAGAGGACUGUGGUCAAGCAGAGAUUGAGGAGACCUUGAAUGGGGUCCUCUCCCCACUGGGCCCAUACUUAGUGCUCAAUAAGAUUUUUCUGAGGGAGGAGAACGCCAAAGCUGCCCUAAUUGAGGUGGGAGAGGGUGUGAAUCUCAGGGCCAUCCCGCGGGAGUUCCCAGCAAGGGGGGGCGUCUGGAGAAUGGUCUGUAGGGAUCCCACUCAGGAUGCUGAGUUUUUAAAAAAUCUGAAUGAGUUCUUGGAUGGCGAGGGGCGCACGUGGGAGGAUGUGGUCCGCUUGCUCCAGCUCCGCCACCCCCCACAGCCCCAGAAUCAGCGCCCAGAGAACUGGGCAGAAGCUUUGGGGGUGCUCCUGGGGGCAGUAGUGCAAAUUGUCUUCCACAUGGAUGCGGAGAUGCGCAGCCGCGAGGAAGCAAGGGCUCAAGAGGUGGCUGAUGCCCAGGCAGUAGCAGCUGCAGCUGCAGCGCGGAGGAAGGUCAAGAAGGAGCCAGGGCAGGCUGCAGAAGUUGGGUCUGCUUUGAAGAUGGAGAAUCCCAACCACUGGAAUGACAUGGAAGAUGGAGGUGACCCUCCCAAACCUCUGGUUUGCAGAGCUGUAGCUAAAACUCGCUCCAGGAGAAAGAAGCAGAAAAAAAACCCUAAGCAGGAAUCAACACCCUGGAAAAAACCUAAAGGCCACCAUUCCAACAGCUCGGCCGCCUUGGAGUAUCCUGAGGCGGAUGGUGCUGAAAGUAUGGAGGUCUCAGAAUGUAUGAGGAGCAACAAAAAGCCCCAUGUGAAGCAGGAGGAGUCGGCUUUAAAGAAGCCUGCUGGAAAAUGUGCCUGGAAGGCUCCCAGCAACCCAUCCCAUGAUGCUACGUCAGAAGCUGUGAACCCUGGAGUUGCUUCGGAGUCAGACCAAGAUGGCGGUCAGGAGGGCUCACCAAAGAAGAAGUCCAUGGGCUGGGCCUUGGCAAAGAGCCCCACCCCCACGAGAAAGAAAAAGAAGGUGAGCUUGGGCCCUGUUUCUUACGUCCUGGUCCAUUCAGCAGAUGCCAAGAAGAAGCCAAUGAUGGCAAAGAAAGGUCCGGCCUCAAGAAGAGAUGCAUCCGUUCAAAAGGCCUUUCAGGGCCCACAGCCCGCGGAGUUGCCAGCCUCAACAUCACAGGGCCCAAAGGCCAAGCCAGAAGGCUCCCCUCAUGCCUCCGGUGGUGAGAACGACCACGGAAGUGAUCUGGGUUAUGAUGAUAAGUGGAUGAGUGGGGAAGAGCUGGAGCUCCAGGUGGGGGCAGAGGAGUUCAGAGGCCUAGCAGGUCAGGGGGUGCAUGAGGAGGACCCCAGUGCAGUGGAAGAGCCAGAUGACACACCAGUUGAGGCUUUAGAAGGCGAGAGCCCUGACCUCCCUCCUAGGAGCCCCUGAAGGGCAACACCGGAGACACCGGUGGGCAGGAGGUGGCCAAGCAAAGCUCCCACCUCUCCUUUGUUAGUGAGUGUCGCUCUGGUAGUCUCUGGGUCAUUCUGCUCAUCUGACCCUGCUCCUUUAGUAAGAAUCGAAUAGUUGGGAGUGAUAACGAUAGAUCGAUCGUCAAGGUAGAUGGCUUUGAGGUUGGAGUUUUCUGGAGGCCUGGUUGGGGGGUAGAAAUGUUCAAGCACUUGAAAGGCUCAAGGAAGUGAAAAAAAAUUCCACAUGACCCCCACUUCCCCUUUUGAGCUCUUCUAAUCUACAGAACCCAGAAAGCUUUGAUUCGGAGAACCACCCAUACCUGAUUAGUUGAAAGAUGUCCAAGGAAGAAAAAAAUAUCACAUUGGGAACCAAGUUUGUUUUUUAUUGAACCAACUGUUAACUCUUAAGGAUCCCAUUUGUAGAAAUGGGGCUCUCAGAGGGGAACUGUCCAUGAGCUCUUGGGUGGGAGAGAUUAAGGGAGGGAGGUACAUCUCUCUGCUCUUUUCUCUGCCAUGCUUGCUUUUGCACCUCCCCUUGACUCACCUUCAGAGGUUGGAGGAUCACGAAGCAGAUUGGGAAAAUUCUAGAACAUUUACCUUUACAUACACGGGCAGGAUCCCUGUUAAUGUCCAUCCGCGGUCUGCCUUUCUUCCUCAUUCCCUGCUUCCUGGGUGGUCAGCCAACCUCUGCACGCAGGGCCUGGCAUUUACUCCCACCUUCUCUGUGUUUCAGCCAUGGGUAAGUUAAGCUGAGAUCUUCAAAGCGAACCUGCCUGCCUUGCUCGCUCCUCCUGGUCUUCAAUUUCCAUCCUCCCGUUAACUAGCCAGAGGACGAGAAGGUUCCAAGAGUUAGUUUUGGGGGACAAGAAUGUCCACUUGGACCUUGACGUACUUGAGUUUUAGAUUCUGUUAAUAAAAGUGGCAUUUGGAUUCCAUUUAGGGUCAGACCAUCUCAGGAAGCCCGUGGGGAGAAGGGAUGAUCAGUAGGGAAGGACUCAGGCACUUCUGGCUUCCCAGCCCUGAUUCCAUCCAGCACCAUCAAACUUUCCAUCUUUGGGGCUAAAGGCACUUGUCACAUUGUAAUAGGAGAGGGAAAUUUUUCUUAAGAAAUUGGCUGUUAAUUUCUGUCAUUUGAA
Hyaena hyaena (striped hyena) is the source of this 2959-nucleotide messenger RNA. It is a transcript of the gene PNMA8A, whose product is annotated as PNMA family member 8A. Bases 313 to 1800 code for a protein of 495 amino acids. The transcript has 2 exons. The record is from RefSeq and is a predicted model, not a curated record. Lineage: Eukaryota; Metazoa; Chordata; Mammalia; Carnivora; Hyaenidae.